Monomorium pharaonis (pharaoh ant) is the source of this 6252-nucleotide messenger RNA. It is a transcript of the gene Tudor-SN, whose product is annotated as staphylococcal nuclease domain-containing protein 1. Gene Ontology annotation, cellular component: RISC complex; cytosol; nucleus. The record is from RefSeq and is a predicted model, not a curated record. Bases 1378 to 4059 code for a protein of 893 amino acids. Lineage: Eukaryota; Metazoa; Arthropoda; Insecta; Hymenoptera; Formicidae. The transcript has 10 exons. Gene Ontology annotation, molecular function: nuclease activity; RNA binding. Gene Ontology annotation, biological process: regulatory ncRNA-mediated gene silencing; mRNA catabolic process.
AGUUUAACUUAUAGCGUUUUUCACUGGCUGCACUAGUGCGCACUCAGUGCGCACCAGCCGCGGACAAUGUGUUUCACUGGACGUUUCGGUGCGCACGAAGACGGUGCGCGCUGUUUCACUGGGAAGUCUAGUGCCGAGUUUUUGCACUAUAGUGCGAGAAUUCGGCACGAGCUCCGAGAGACGGUGUCAGUUCAGUGCAAUAUGGCUUCGCGGGAUAAUGACGAUGUUUCAAAUUCACGAGAUGCACGAUUAGCAUUUGGACUAUUACAGUUGCUUUCUUCGUCAUCAUCCAGUAGUGAUGAAGAUGACUUAUUAAAAGAAGAUCCGCGAAAAAUUCCAAAGAUCGAAAAUUUUGUUCAAGUAGUGCAUAACCUUGCGGAUAAGGAUUUCAAAAGUCAUUUUCGCGUUGCAAGAACAACAGCUUAUAAAAUAAUAGAAGAAGAGUAAUAUUUAUUAUAUCAUUGUUGACUUUAAAAGAAAUAGUCAAAUCGGUCAAACUUUCCAUGGUUAUACAGUAGCACAAUACGCCCAAAUACGCCACAAAACUGCACUGAGAUGGCACUGAGAAUAACAGACGUGUUUAGUUGGGAAUGCAAAAAACUCGCACUUUCAGUGCACUCCGACAGUGUCGCCUGAACUCGACGAGUUUCUAGUGCGCACUUAGUUCUUGCCAGUGAAAAACGCUAUUAACCUCUUCACGGAAUGAGUGUGCUCUUUCUCGAGAGCACCUCUUCCACACUAUCUACACUCGGAGUGAUACUCCAAAUUGACCGGGGAAGGCGAAGGAGUAAGGGGGAGAUUAUCGUCGUUCGCCAGGUGCAGUGGCAGAGGUGCUAAAACGAACGAACCUCCUGGCACUAAAUUCUCGUGCAGACCGGCCGCUCUCGUGCACGCGAGGUCGAAGGCAGAGCGUAGAGUGCGACACCGUGUCGCGCGGCGUGUGUCGCGUGUUGCCACAUCACCACUGUGCCCAAGCAAAUUUCGAAGCGUGUCCACCGCGGUGUGUAGAUCGCGCUCGCGCCGAACAGCAGCCAGCAGCCACCUCGCAGACGAGCAGCCCGUCGUGUGCGAUAUACGUGUAUAAGGAAGCGCGAGAGAGCCCGUGGGCCGUCGUCGCCUGUCUCUGCCCAGCGAGUCGCCAGCCAAUAUGACAACUCGUCACUCCUGAGCCCGUCCACAGCCCGCGAGAGUGAUUCUCCUAUUCUUUUUUUUCCCCCCGCGACACGCUACGAGCGAUAAAUCGCGGAGUCACGAGCGCAGCUGCUACCGUACCGACCUCGAUACCCGAGAGCGCACGUGCGGAUCGCUGGAACGGGAUCGCACCGACGUUGAUCGCACACCGAUCUUCUCGUUCGUCGAGGGUCAUCACGCGACACCAUGAGCGCACCUCAGGCACCGGUGAAAUUGCGGAACGGGGUGGUGAAGCAGGUGACCUCGGGAGACACCGUUGUCAUCCGUGGACAACCUAUGGGUGGUCCUCCGCCUGAAGUGACGAUCACUCUGUGCAACAUUACUGCUCCAAAAUUGGAACGUUGGAAAGGAAAUGACAGCACGGAUGAGACCAAAGAUGAGCCGUACGCCUGGGAAGCGAGGGAGUUUCUGCGCCGAAAGUUGAUUGGUCAAGAUGUUACCUUCGCCACUGAGAAAUCGCUCAAUACACCUAGAACAUAUGGAACUGUCUGGCUAGGAAAAGACAGGAAUGGCGAGAAUGUGAUCGAAACUUUGGUGUCCGAGGGUCUGGUGACCGUCAAAAAGGACAAUCGUAAUCCCACGGCUGAGCAGCAACGAUUGGUGGAACUGGAAAAUAUCGCGAAAGUCGCGAAGAAGGGAAAGUGGUCGGACUCGCCGACCGCCGAGCACAUACGAGAUAUCAAAUGGACCGUCGAUGAUCCACGGAAAUUGGUCGAGAAAUUUGGCAAGAAACCGAUCAAGGCGGUAAUCGAGUUCGUUUUCGACGGCUCCACUGUGAAGGCUUUUCUCCUGCCCGAUUUCUAUAACAUAACGUUGAUGAUUUCGGGCGUCCGCUGUCCUGGCUGGCCCAACGGACGUCGCGAGAAUUCUGUCGGCGAUCCUUACGCGGACGAAGCUAGAUACUUUGUGGAGUCGCGGCUUUUACAUAGGGACGUAGAGAUAGUACUCGAGUCGGUCAACAAUAAUAACUUUAUUGGCAGCAUUAUUCAUCCUAAGGGAAACAUCGCGGAAAUUCUUCUGAGCGAGGGUUUCGCAAAAUGCCAGGACUGGUCGAUCAGUAACAGUAGAUCCGGCGCGGAAAAGUUGUAUCUCGCCGAGAAGGCCGCGAAGGAGGCACGUUUGCGCCUAUGGAAAGACUACAAACCGUCUGGACCUCAGAUCGAGUUUACCGGCACCGUUGUAGAGAUCGUUAACGCGGACGCUCUCAUUGUCCGAACACAAAACGGGGAAAACAAGAAAGUAUUUCUGAGCAGUAUUCGACCGCCCACUCGUGAGAAGAGGAACACCGAAGACGGCAACAAUACUGCUCGGCCGAAAGAUUACAGACCUUUGUACGACGUACCGUGGAUGUUGGAGGCGCGAGAAUUUUUGCGGGAGAAAUUCAUUAGGAAAAAUGUGAAGGUGGUUGUCGAUUAUACACAGCCGGCCAGGGAUAAUUUUCCGGAGAAGCUAUGCUGCACCGUAACCUGUGGCAAAACGAACAUCGCAGAGGCAUUGGUCGCUCGAGGUCUCGCGCGAGUGGUCAAGUAUAGACAGAACGACGAUCAGCGUUCCUCUCAUUACAAUCUCUUGCAAGUGGCUGAAAGCAAGGCGGAAAAAUCGCAACACGGACUGCACGCGAAGAAAGACAUUCCAGUUCACAGAAUAGUGGAUCUCUCGAACGAUCCCUCGAAGGCGAAAGCGUUUUUGACAUCGCUUAAACGAGCGCAGGGAAUCAGAGCGGUGGUUGAGUUCGUGACGAGUGGGUCGCGAUUGAAGCUCUAUCUUCCCAAAGAGGAUUACGUUAUCACGUUCGUGCUGGCUGGAAUAAGAACUCCGCGUUGUCAAAGAACAUUACCUGGUGGUGGGGUGGUGAAAGCAGAUGAAUGUGGCGAGAAAGCUCUCGCCUUCACCAAGGAACAUUGUUUCCAACGAGACGUGGAGAUUAAGAUCGAGAACACGGAGACCAAAUUGAGUGGUUUCAUUGGCUGGUUAACGGUGAACGACGUUAAUAUGUCUGUCGCUCUUGUUGAGGAAGGUCUGGCAGAGGUUGUGAAUUUCCCAGAUUCAGGAGAACUCACGAGAAUUCUUAAAGCCGCAGAAGAACGUGCAAAAACAAAAAAAUUGAAUAUCUGGAAGAAUCGCGUGGAAGCGCCAGUGGAGAACGAUAAGAUAGUGGACGAAAAGGAAGGGCAGGAGCGAAAGAUCGAUUAUCAAAAGGUUGUGAUCUCCGAGGUUACCGACGAUCUACAUUUCUACGCUCAGUUCGUCGAUCAGGGUACCCUGUUGGAGAGUAUGCUUUUACAAUUACGCCAGGAGUUGGCUGCUAAUCCACCGCUUCCCGGUGCCUAUAAGCCAACCAGGGGUGAUCUAGCGGUUGCGAAAUUCAGCGGGGACGAUCAAUGGUAUCGCGUGAAAACGGAGAAGGUCUCCGGUACCAAUGUCAGUGUGUUCUACAUCGAUUACGGCAACAGAGAAACCCUUAAUGUUACGCGAGUUGCCGAUUUGCCUGCGCGCUUUGCAACCGACAAGCCGUACGCUCACGAGUAUGCACUGGCUUGUGUGACUCUUCCAAGUGAUACGGAUGACAAGAGAGCGGCAGUGGACGCAUUUAAAGAAGACGUAUUGGAUAAAAUUCUGCUCUUGAAUGUCGAAUACAAGUUAGGCAACAACGUAACUGCUGUGACGCUGAUGCAUCCCAGUACAAACGAAGAUAUCGGAAAAGGUCUUAUUUCCGACGGAUUCUUGCACGUUCAAAAGCAUCGAGAUAGGAGACUUACUAAAUUGAUCGAGGAAUAUAAGAAAGCUGAGGAGGACGCGAAACACAAUCAUCGCAAUAUCUGGAUGUAUGGGGAUGUAAGACCAGAAGACGAUGAUAAGGAGUUGUAAUACAUAUAAAUGCUCAACAAUGUGGGAUAAGCAUUAUCAAUAAUAUGGGAAAAGAAAAGACAGAUCGUGUUAUUAAAAAAAAACUGACAUAAUAAGCAGCAGAAUAUACGAUUCUAUGUAUGCUAUACAUAGAUAAAAGUAACAAUGGCGAAUGUCGAUAUGAGAGCUACAUGUCGCGUUAGUCUCAACGCAAUAUAUCUCAGUAUAUAAAAAGACAAUUGUACAUAACGAUUUUAAUAAUUUCUGUAAUACAAUGAACAAAGUGCGCAUGCAGAUAGUCUUUGAGCGAAACUAUGCAGCCAUUUGGUAUAUUACAUGUAUUCUCAUCGACAUGAACAUUCGUUAUUAUAAACUUGGUGCCACAGAUAUAAAUUGUUUGAGGACCUGAUAUUUUCAAUACGGUAUGAAAUCUUCAAUGUGCAAUUCAACACAUUAGAUACACAUUCAAUCAUGUUAUAUACAUUGCUUCUCCCAUGAAUAAACAGUAAUCAUGUUUAACUUUAUGUACGCUACUCUUUUCAAGUUUUUAUAUGCAAGAACGAUCAUGUAGCUAUAGAAUUUGUAAUCGCAGAUCUAAUCUGGGGCACUGAUAGUUAAAAGCUGAGAUAAUGAAGAUUCAUAUCAAUAGAAUAUCAGAGUAUUUUUAAUUAAAACGACACAUCAGCUCGACUUGAAUACAUUUUUUAAUUUUUCAAAGUAACAUGUAUAUGCGUGCACGCGUGUACGAAUUCAGCAUAAUACAAAAUGGGAGAUAUAUAGUAAUAAUGUGAAGGAAGAUUCUGUAAAAUUAUACUGUCUUUCUUGCUACAUCUCUUUCCGGAUGAAUUUCACAUUAUUCAUGUAAGUUGUAUGCAUAAACGAGUUUGAUAUUAAUGUACUUACAAGAAAUUAUUUAUGCACAGUUGUUCUACAAAUCAGUCCUACAAAUUGCAGUACAACAAAUAUAAAAACAAAAAUUUAAAUGUUCAAAAUAUAUUUACGAUAAACAACUGUUAUCUACUGUGUGUUCGGGAGAAGUAACUCGCAAUUUUCUCUGUGGUACAAACAAUAUAUGUACGUAAAUUCUAUGCAUCACAGAGCAGUUGCAUGUUUAUUUUACCAGAAUUACUAUACACAUAUAUUACAUUAUAGUAUAUCUUUAAUUUAUAUCACCUUCAACUACUGGAAAUGAUUUUCUAACUUUUUUUUAGACAUUUUAUAAUGAUAAAGUUUUAUUUGUGAUAUUUUGUUCACGUUGUCACGUUAUCGACUAUUGUAAAUAAAAUCCUAUUGGAUAUUUGAUAUACCGUACACACUGUAGGCGCAAAAAGGAAAAGAAAGACUUGUUUAAAUUAUGUUAAGAGUAUUACGCGAUUCUGUUCCGAAGAUCCAUAGGAUCUACAGGAAUUUCUGUUACAUCGACACUUGACUCCUUUACAUUACUGUUAUACGUAGUGAUAAUACUUUAUAUUUCGAAUAUUUUUCUCUUUUUCUGCAAUAAAAUAGAAUAUAUUGAACAAACAGAGAGUAUCGUAACUACGUUGUAGAAAUGUCUGAAGCAAUGAUCAAGUUUAAAUAAAUGCAAAAGGAAUGUUUUCAAUGUGUUAAAUAGACUUAAUAUUCGUCAUACUUUGUAUCACCGUUCUCGUAUUGUAGCAAAGAUAUGAUCUGAAAAUUGAAUGCACAUUUCUUGUGAAUCUUCACAUUAACAUCUCCCUAAAUUGCGACAUUGCAAUAUUUCAUUGUUAAUACGUAAUGUAUAGUUUUCGAUUUUUUGAGGUGAGGAGAGAAUGUUUAUUAUAUCGAGGUGUAUUUCAAUAAAUUUAAUAUUUUGUUAUAAAGUAAAAAAUUGCUUUAAUAUAAAAAAUUUCAAUAUAUUAUUAACUUGAAUUAUCGUUGUUAGACUAUAUCUUUUAAUUAUCUAUAUGUACUACAUGUUUAAUCACAUUUGCGUCCCAAGAACAUGAAUAUAAAUCAUCUUUACACCAUGCGAGUCCUCGUACAAAAUCGUUAUGACUGCUAUCUUCAUACACCUGCAGCAUUUCUCUAUAGCUAUCAAAUAUUUUUACUGUUUCGUUAUCACAACAGCAUGCUAAUUGGUCUUUCCUGGAAAAUAGAUAAAUUAUCCUAAAUUUAUUAUCAUUAUUACAACACAUACUGUAUAAGAAACAUUUUGUAUAAAUUAUUGUACAGUCAAGUAAAUUGAUAUUUCUG